Molecule: messenger RNA, 804 nt
Organism: Diatraea saccharalis (sugarcane borer)
Lineage: Eukaryota; Metazoa; Arthropoda; Insecta; Lepidoptera; Crambidae
Source: the annotation of a GenBank genome assembly
CUAGCAACAUUUAGUGUCACUGUCAUUAAUUUUUCGUCGUACGUAAGCGAAAGCGAUCAAGCAAAUUAAAAUAUUUAUAUAAUUAUCCUAUAUAAUUUUGAUCUUAUUGAGCUAAUUUAUUACACCAGCUCAUAAAUAAAUAAAGGAAUUAAUUAAUACUCAUAAUGGAAAAGUAAAAUUAUUUCCUAAAUAAUAUAAUCUUGUUAAGUGUAUUAUAAAAACUUAUGAUUUUUUUAAUUAGUUCCAGCUCAUUAAGCCAAGAAGAGGUAAAGACUGUCAAACUUUUGGCCAAAGGUGUAUUGGAGUUGUAUGAACCACCUCUUACAACUAUAAAUACUCAUUUGAAAGAGUUGACGGAGAAACAGGAUGCAGUGCAUAAUAUGCUUACUUCAGAGCGCCGUAAGCUUGAAGAUGUACAGAAUGAUGCUACAUUGGAUGCUUUGUUAGCAGACAUUGCCAGUAACAGAGAAAAACUUGUAUCUAUUUCUAGUACAAUGAUGAGUUUACAUAAGAGAGUACAAUCUUUACAGUCACGAGCGGCAAACAUAGAAAAAGUUGCAAAGAACAGAAUCUCAAGUCCAAGCCCAAGUAGAACAUCAACAAGUUAGUGAAAGGACCAUACGAUUAUACACCUUGAUGUGAUAGUUAAUAAGAGUGCAAUUGUAAUACAAUAAGUACAACAAAAAAUUGUAAGUGAAUUCAGGCUAUGACUUUAUUGUCGAAUGAAUAUUUGUGGUGGCGUCUUUGAGCAUCCAAAGUCCACAAUCAUCCACUGCGCUCAACAUUGAGUUUGUUGGCUGUUUU